CGUUGCAAAGCUGAAUUAAAACGGCAGUAUAUCUCCGCUGAUUGCAACGAACACAUCGAUUGGAAAUGGAAUCGCAUACCUUUGUCUUGCUGCUGCUCAUUGGCUGCCUGAUUGUUGGCUGUUGUGUGGCGGCACCUCAGGGCUGCAACGGCGGCUUCUAUGCCAAAAACGGUAAUUUGGUGCUCGAUCUGAAGGACAUACAGGGCCUUCUUAACUGUGUUAACAGGCAGCAUCAACAGCGCGGAUAAUCGUAUAUUUAGUUCUAUAACAAUACACUGUGCAAUGCAAAAAAAAAAAAACACGAAAAAUGUCCAAUAAAAACCUCUAAGCCGACAAACUAUUGAUGGUAAUUGAAAUUGGUGAGCCUGUUUGCCAAUACACAACUGCUUAUGCAGGUGAAGUGGUCAUCGCACGCGGGUAUUGUAUAAACAACAUUGCGUAUGUGAGAUUUUAUUAGCGCGCACAUGUUGGGAUAGAAAAUAAAUAAAAGCAGAAAUAAUAA
Messenger RNA from Drosophila elegans, 502 nucleotides. RefSeq lists its product as uncharacterized. The transcript has a single exon. The record is from RefSeq and is a predicted model, not a curated record. Bases 66 to 248 code for a protein of 60 amino acids. Lineage: Eukaryota; Metazoa; Arthropoda; Insecta; Diptera; Drosophilidae.